This is a messenger RNA of Syzygium oleosum, 1183 nucleotides long. RefSeq lists its product as uncharacterized. The record is from RefSeq and is a predicted model, not a curated record. Gene Ontology annotation, molecular function: tRNA (guanine(46)-N7)-methyltransferase activity; protein binding. NCBI's taxonomy places the organism in Eukaryota, Viridiplantae, Streptophyta, Magnoliopsida, Myrtales, Myrtaceae. The transcript has 9 exons. Bases 1 to 1137 code for a protein of 378 amino acids. Gene Ontology annotation, cellular component: nucleus; tRNA methyltransferase complex; cytosol. Gene Ontology annotation, biological process: RNA (guanine-N7)-methylation.
AUGAACAUGAAGUUUGUCCUCCCUCCUUCUCUGUCUACAGUCCAGCAACUCUGUCUCUCUCUCUUCUCGUGUAAGGGGCUCUCGACUCCCCCUUGGGUUCUUCUUGAAGCGCCGCAUCGUCCUCGCGUUCGAAGCGCCUUGGCUUCCGUGCGGCGUUUGCCGGGGAGGUGGCGGCAUGGUGGACUCGGGGCUCUCCGGUUCGAACGAAACCAGCUACAGCAGCGGCGUGUGCUCCACGCCGACCGGCACGGAGGCUCCCUCCUCAUACGCGACGCCGCCGGAUACGGAAGCCCUGAGGAGGCUCUACGACAGCCUCGAAUCGAUCUUCGAGCGCCCGCGCGCCGGCCCCGGCUCGUCCUUCUCCGACGCCGCGAUCGUCGCCGGCGACGGCCGCGAGGUCCCUGUCCACCGGUGCGUCCUCGCCGCGCGGAGCCCGUUCUUCGGGGCCGCGUUCGCGGGGAACGAGAGCGGAGCGAGGCUCGAAUUGGCGGAGGUGUUCGGCGUGAGUUCUUUCUUGGGUGUUCUUCCUUUUUUUUUUUUCUGGGGAAAAGGAAGAAACUGGAGAGGUGCACGCCGGUGAGGAAGCCUCACACUUCGACUUCAGAUCUGCUCACGUGGUCGGAGACUCCGCCUCCCCACGAUUCGGUGGCGCCCGGUUCGGCUUCCUCUCUCUCCAAUUCUCGCUCUCACCAGGAAUUUUCUCCAGAUGGACGGUUCAUUGUCAGUGCUGAUCGGGAUUAUAAAAUUCGUGUUACUGUGGUUCCCAAGAAUCCAUUGGAUGGGGCUCACGAGAUACAAACUUUUUGCUUGGGUCAUUCUGAAUAUGUAUCCUGCCUUGACUUCAUUCGUUCCCCAGAUUAUCCACAUGGGCUUCUUGUUUCAGGAAGCGGUGAUUCCACUGUUCGCCUUUGGGAUGUGACAUUGGGUUCUCUCUUGGAUACUUGUGAAAUUGGAGCUAAGGCAGAACUUUCAGCUACUGAUGGAAUAGAAGAAGAGCCCUGUCAUGCUGUCACUGAUCUUUGCACUUGUCCAAAUGGUACAUCCAUAGCAUUGGCAGUUCAGAGCUUGAAAGGUGUAAUGCUUUUGAACUGUGAUCUUUCUGCUAAAACUCUUUCUAUAGCCAAGGAGAGACCUUAAUACCGACAAGCUUGGGGACAAGCUUAUCCGAGGGACUUCUGUGGAU